Callorhinchus milii (elephant shark) is the source of this 3997-nucleotide messenger RNA. RefSeq names its product BCL2 like 10 (gene bcl2l10). The coding region runs from base 122 to 790 and encodes 222 amino acids. The record is from RefSeq and is a predicted model, not a curated record. Gene Ontology annotation, biological process: extrinsic apoptotic signaling pathway in absence of ligand; regulation of apoptotic process; intrinsic apoptotic signaling pathway in response to DNA damage. Gene Ontology annotation, cellular component: mitochondrial outer membrane. The transcript has 2 exons. Gene Ontology annotation, molecular function: protein heterodimerization activity; protein homodimerization activity. Lineage: Eukaryota; Metazoa; Chordata; Chondrichthyes; Chimaeriformes; Callorhinchidae.
CGCCGCCGCCACCAACAACCGCCUUCUUGUCAGCCGAGGCCCCCCCUUUGGGAGCUGAGCCGGUAUCGCCGUGGCGGUGACGGGAGGGAAAGCAGCUUCUUCGCCCGAAGAGCAGCCGAGGAUGCGGCAGUGCGUGAGAGAGGAAGCGCGGCAGCUGGCCGGCGACUACCUGGACCACUGCCUGUACCCGGGCCGCCAGGCCAGGCCUCCCAGCCGUACGGCCGAGACCCUCCGCAAAGUCACCGACCAGAUGGUGGAGCAGCACCAGGCCGCCUUCAGCAGCAUGAAGAGCCGCUUCGACAACGGCUUGCGCUUCAGCUCCAAGCCGGCGGCAUCGGAGGCGGCGGCGGCGGCGGCUGCUCCCGCUGCUCCCGCUGCUGCGACCGUGGUUGCGGGAGAGGCCGCCGCGGAGGCGACGAGGGCGGCUGUGGCGGCCGGGGACUUCCUGCGCCGGGUGGUGGAGGAAAUGUCGGCCGACGAGAAGAUGAACUGGGGCCGGGUGGUGAGCGUGUUCGCGUUCGCCGGCGUCUUGAGCCGGCACCUGAGGGACUCGGGCAUCGUUAUGUGCCCGGCGACCGGCCCCAGCCCCCUGGACUCGCUGGCGGACAGUGUGGCCAACUACCUGGGCAAGGAGAAGAGGGAGUGGAUUGAGCAGAACGGAGGCUGGGAGGGAUUUCUCAGAUUCUUUGGCAGCAAUGACCAUUGGCAAGAAUCAACAGUACGCAAUAUGCUGAUAACAGUUGCUGGGUUUGGUAUAGCAGGGAUAGCUUGUCUUCUUGCAGUUCGAUAGACUGAUGCACCUAUCUAAUUGGAACAGUCACUAACUGGCCACCUGGAAGAAAUAUUCGUGGUUCCACUUUUAUAUUUCUGUGGGAAAGAGGGGACCACCAUCUGUACAGACAGAGCAGCAAGAAAUGUGGAAGCCUUGGAACUUUUUUUUCUCUCCAGUUUGUUAAUGUUUUCAUUUACUUACACCUUUUCAUAUGCAUUUAAUAUACUGCCUUACAACAAAGAUGAUAUAUGAUUUGAUCUUUUUAAAGGGCAUUUUAAUAUGGUUUCUACGAAAGUGUCCCUUCAAAGUAUGGGUCAAUAUUGUUGUGUCUUCAGUUAUGGAAAAUGUAAGAUAAUAUCUAGUACAAAUUAAAAUCUUGUACAGCCAGCUUCUGAAGAUCACAACUGAAUUACAUUAAGCUGCAGUAGUUCAAUGAAUGCUACGAGGAAGGUACAACCUAUGGCAAUGGUGUUGUUGUGUAUGCUCAUUGUCUCAUGAAAAAUUCAUUCAGACAUUUUUGAUAAUUAUAUCAAUUAUGGCAAAUGAAAAGUGUCUUGUGAUUAACUUUGGUUUUCAUUUAAAACUUGCUACUUGGGAUAAUGAAAUCCUUUUAUAGGAUGUUCACAAGAGAGUUAUUGCAUCUGUCACAGAUCAACUUUCCCAAAGGAAAAAGUUCCACCGAUUUCACUGAUUGCUUCUUGCAUUCUCUUCCUUCUGUUCUGCAAACAAGAAAUAGUGCUAUUAUGGACUUAUUUCUGAUACACAUUUUGGUGUGCAGUGGUUGUGAAAAACUUGCAUUAACUUUAAUAGUUGGACUAUUCCUUUGGUAGGUGUUUAAUAUUUCUUUUCUAUAAGCACAAACGUGUCUGAACAUAGUAAGGUUAUAUUAAACUAUUACAAGUAAGUACAAAAGUACAAAGAUACAUGAAAGUACAAAGAUUCAAAGCUCUGUAUUUGUUAAAAUAUCCAAAUAUGCUGUAACAAUGUCAAGGCUCAACCUCUGCUCCAAAUAUCAACAACUACUUGCACUUACAGUCCCUUUCACAGGAAGAAUGUGGAGAGUAGGAAGGAGGUGACUAAAAUGCAAUCAGGGAUUUUAGUUUUUAGGGUUUUCUUAAAAGAAAGAGAUCGAGGCAGAGGGAUUUUUAAUUAGAAUAAUGUGAUUAAUAAAGUUCCCUGUAAGCUAUUUAUAGUUUGAACUUGUCCCAUCUAAUUAUAAAUUAUGUGAUCAGUAUUUAUUAUAACAUUUUAUUAAUGACUGCACUGCAACAUCAUGAAAUUUUACAAGAACUAUUUUGUGGCCUCAAAACCCAUCGUGUCCCUCAAGUAAUUUGGAAAUUUAUUUUCUUCUGCUCUUGGCAUUUGUAUUUUAUGUUAGCUUUAUGGGUGUAUUAUUUUAACCUUUUCUCUAGGAAUUAGAGCACCGAAUCAUCAUUUAUUGCACCUUUUUAAAAUAAUUUUGUUGCAUAUGUAUAGUAUUAUUGUUUUAUUUAGUAUGUUAAAUACUCUCAAUUGCUAUUCAUUAUAAUCUGCAUCUACAAUUUGUAUUCCAGUUUCUAGUUAAAUUACUUUGCCUUUUGAUUAUAAUGUAAAAUCUUGCAUGAGAAGGGGAAACUAGUAAACCAUAUUGAAAUGGAUUUUUGUAUUUUGACAUUAGCAUUCUUUUCUCAUCUCACUUUUCAAAAACUGUCAAAAUAGUGAUUUAACUGGAAAACGAUCUCUUCAGAUGAGACUUCUUUUCCUCCCAAAGUGUAUACAUUUGUGUAUGUAAGGUAGGCCUGAUCUAGUAAUGCCUCUUACUAAAUAAGCACUUUAAUGGCAGUAAUGACAAAACAGUGAAACCUGGAAAUUCCAGAGCUUUUGUGUGGUGCAAAAAGUGCAUCAAACAGCAGAAAUCCAUUCUGUUUGUUUACUGUGAAUGGUGCACCUCAGUGGUGAAGCAAAGUUGAUUAAUUUUAAAGCUAUUUGAUAUCACUCAGUUUAACAAAAAAGCGACAUCCCUGACUUGGAGUGCUUGAGUACCUAGUAUUUCAUUAAUGCAUAAAGGUGCCUUAUCCCAUUUACAAAUCAGUAUGUAAAGCAGGCAGAAGUAUAACUGUGGUAUGAAUAGGGACAUUCUGUAUGGAAAUCUUUUUCUUUCGUGUAAUGAGCUCAUGGAAAAUUUCAAAACGUUUUCGAAAACCAGUGUGGUACAAUUUAGACGUUUCCUGUAAUUGGCAUUUCCGUAAACAUUUUGUGGGAUUAAGGUGAAUAAUCUUGGGAGAAAUACUUCAAAUGCCAUUUUCCGAUCUUUCAUCUGAAAACUUUUCAAUAGCACUAUUUAAAACUUCCUGUUGUCAUCAGUAGCUACUGCAUAGGCCAUUUGACAGAAUGGAGGGUAUUGUAUCAAACCAGAUGCACUAUUUGUUCUUGCUGUCAUUUGCUGUGUUCACCCUAACGUUCCCUGAGUAUUGACUAAGGUUCACUGAGGAACGCACAUUUCUGUAUAACAUUUGGUAAAUUUAAAACCCUUUGCUCGAAUUUUACAUUACCAUUUGAUUGCCUUCUGACAUUUACUUUAGAAAAUGACCAUGCAUUCUCUUGCACGUCUGUUCCAAGCCAUUAAAUUUCCCUUGCUUUAAACCUGGGUAAAAUCACCCUCCAACCUGAAAGUGAUGUUUUGGGGUUAAUUUGUUAAAUUACUCAGUUUCAAUCACUUUGUGAUUGUAGAUGCUGUACCUCCUAGUUUAGUAUCUGUAAUGGAUUUCUGGUCAUUGUGUUAGAUGAGCAGCUGCCAUACAAGUUAUAGUACCAAAGAAAGGUACAAAUUUACCAACCCCAUCGCUGAAUGUAUCAGGGUGGCAGCCUGUUUGGUUUAGAAUGAAGUGCCUUAUUUUCCUUGCUUUUAGCAAAGGUCUGUGUCUGAAGGUCAGGAUGGUAUUUGGUUUUCCUGAAGGAAUACUGAAUACUCAACUCUUUUUUUCAUGUGGUACAAGUCAGGCAGGCGGCAGGGUUAGGGGGGAACUCAUGCACCCCACACUUGGUCUUGUAAACCUGAACUUAAUCAAAAUGCGCAAAUACAAUGGUAUAAACCAUUGGGUGUUUUCCAACUUGGAACUUUUUAAAAACUUUUUCAUAACCACUUCACGGUCAUCCGAGUGAUUCAGAAAGUUUCCAUACAUGGAUGGUUUACACUAGUUUGUAAAGAAUUCUACGAAAACAAAUUAAAAAGUACCUUUGUAUAAA